Messenger RNA from Saxophila tyrrhenica, 795 nucleotides. RefSeq lists its product as uncharacterized. NCBI's taxonomy places the organism in Eukaryota, Fungi, Ascomycota, Dothideomycetes, Mycosphaerellales, Extremaceae. Bases 1 to 795 code for a protein of 264 amino acids. The record is from RefSeq and is a predicted model, not a curated record. The transcript has a single exon.
AUGGAACCCUUCCCACUCCUCAGGCUUCCCCGCGAGCUUCGCAAUCGAGUCUACAGCUUCGCACUACGAACAGAUCCUGUCUACGAUCGCGAAGGCGAGGCUUACCUUGCACCGCGAGAUGACGCAAAAGGCGGACUGAAGCUGCAAUUCCUCUCUCACCGACGACGUGCGUUCCGAGAGCUCACCAGAACGAACAAACAAGUGCGAGAAGAGGCCAUUCAGAUGUUCUUCUUGAUGCAUCCUAUCACCUACAACACUACCAUCCUCCGAUCGGAAAUCACCAAGUCAUCUGGCGAGCUCGCUACCUUCCCCAACUGGAUGGAAACCACCGUCAACAAAUACUCCGCUCCAGCUCGCUUCACCAUCCUUCUCGGCCAUGCCACCACCAACGAACUGCAAUCGGGCCAGCCGAUCCGCCAAUUAGUAAUCGAUGAGCUCGUGCGAACCAUACGGCAUGCACACGCCAAGGAUACCGUCACUUGGUGCAUCAGCAUCAGGGUCGUUCAUGACGGCCAAGCAGACAUGGGAUUGCGUGAGUGCGGGCUCUCAUUCCCGUGUGUAGAGUUCAAGCGUCUCGCGGUGACGGCUUCUGAUGAGACCAUCAAGCUUGUUCUAGCCGAUGCGAAGUCCGCAGAGAUCAAAAGGCUGGAAGGACGGCUCGGAAGCUUCCGCCGAUUGACGACGGGAAAGACGAAGAAGUGGGAAAAGGCUUUUGAUGCGUACUGCGAAUAUCUUCAGCUUGUGGGUGAGCUGAUGCAGGCAUUCAUGGAUGAGAUUGAGGAGGGGGUUGCGUAA